UCUCCCUCCUCAACUACAAUCAUUCUCUUCUCCACUCUGCUCUGCAACAAAACUUCUACUAAUGGAUGAAUCAUGGCGGAUGCGCAUGGGAACUGCUCCUUCCUUCUCUCUCCGGAAAACCUCCCUCGACAUUUCCUCCAACAACAGUACCGCUACCAGACACUCGAUCGCCACCAUGGAAGCUCUCGCUCCUGAAGACUUCGCCGACGUCUUCGGCGGUCCACCGCGCACCGUUUUAUCUCGCCGCUUCUCCGGCGAUUUCUACGAGGAGAUCUUCCGUCCGCCACAGGACUUCCGUUCCUCAAUCGGCGGGAGGAGCCUUCCGUCGUUUAGGAUCCCUUACAGGGAGGAUGGAUUGUUUUCCAACGUGUUCCGGCCGGAGGACUGCUUUGGACGGAGAUCGAGGGAACGGUCGCGGCCGAGCUCGAAAACGAAGUCGAAGUCGAGUUCCGAGGAGGUAAGCCCGCUCCGGCCGGCGAUCGGAGAUGACGUGGCAUUGUCGUCUUUUGCUUCCAAACUCAGGCCGAUUAAUGUGCGGAGCAGAUGGAACACAGAGCAAGCUAGGAGAGAAGCAUUUGGUUGUGCUCGACCUUCAUUUGUGGAAGGCUAUGAGUUUGCAGAAGAGGAAUUGUACGAGAAUACGAGGAGCUCAUACUGUGGCUUCUCGCGAAGAACAUCGUCUCCGGAAACCCUCAGUGUUGAACCAAAUUCAUACAGGAGUAUGAAGAUAUGUAGUGAGGAUCUGGAUCUUGUCAGUUCCCCUAAUUCCUCUCCUGUCUCUUCAGUCUGUCAAGAACCACAACCGUUCUCCAAGAGUUGUGUACAGAGUAGCAGUAGAGUAGUUGAAGAGCUGGAACCAGAGGAUGAAGAAGAUGAUGCGAUGAGCUCUUAUGUGAUUGAGAUCACUACUUGUGAUUAUAGUGGUGAAGCGGUGUCUGUUGAUGAAGCAAUUGCCUGGGCUAAGGAGAAGUUCCAGAGCUGUAAUCAACACGACUCGCGUCAAACAGGAUAUGAGAGAUGUAAAGAUGAGGCAUUGGCAGAGCGUCAAGCAGAUGGACACGGAACUAUGUCUUCUUCCAUGGAAGGAGAAGAAGAAGAAAAAGAAAAAGAGUGGAAAGCAGCAGAAGGAAAAGAAGAAUCAGAAGAAGAGAUAAAUAAGGCACAUGAUUCUGAUCAAAUGCGUCUGCAAAAACUAGAGAUGGAAAUGGAUGAAGACAUAAGGUUAUGGUCUCUAGGCAAGGAAACUAACAUCAAAUUGCUGCUUUCAACACUACAUCAUAUUCUAUGGCCCAAUAGCGGUUGGUACGCCAUAUCCAUAACAAACCUUAAAGAAAGCUCACAAGUUAAAAAGGCUUACCAGAAAGCAAGACUAUGUCUUCACCCUGAUAAACUGCAACAAAAAGGAGCCACGCCUGCUCAGAAAUACAUUGCCCAGAAGGCCUUUUCCAUUCUUCAGGAUGCAUGGUCUGUAUUCAUCUCUCAGGACACCUUCUUCAAGUAGAAAUCGGGUUCAAUCACGCUAUAAAAAGGUGAAUUCGAUACUAACUUGUAAGACAAGAAGCAUGUUUUAAUUUAUGCUCGAGGAUGGAGCAGUCUGUGCACGCGUAAAUACGGUUUGAUAAUUCAUUUUUUAUGUGAACAAGUUGUAGAGUGAGACAGAAUGCAUUAGGUAAAUGGUGUAUGUAUUUGUUUGCUGAAUUUUCUAGAUGAUAAUCCACCAAGAAGAUGAGUCUAUUGACCUGA
Molecule: messenger RNA, 1743 nt
Organism: Carica papaya (papaya)
Lineage: Eukaryota; Viridiplantae; Streptophyta; Magnoliopsida; Brassicales; Caricaceae
Product: Chaperone DnaJ-domain superfamily protein
Biological process (GO): clathrin-dependent endocytosis; clathrin coat disassembly
Cellular component (GO): cytoplasm; vesicle; intracellular membrane-bounded organelle
Molecular function (GO): clathrin binding
Source: RefSeq, a predicted model, not a curated record